Messenger RNA from Rotaria sp. Silwood1, 828 nucleotides. NCBI's taxonomy places the organism in Eukaryota, Metazoa, Rotifera, Eurotatoria, Philodinida, Philodinidae. The record is from the annotation of a GenBank genome assembly.
AUGCAUUCUCAUAUUUAUACUGAAAAUAAUUCAUAUUUAUUCAAUACAACAACUUUUAAUAAACAACAUGAAUUAACAAUAAAUAAUAAUUAUUCAUCAUCAGAUUGUCAAAUAUCAAUACCAUAUAAUACUAAUAAUGAAUCAAUACCUGUAUCAUAUUAUACUGAUGAUAUUUAUAUGAAUUCAAUGUUAUUUACACAAACAACAACAAAUAAAUUUUAUGAACCAAUUAAUUCAUAUAAUUCUUAUUUCAAUGAAUCAUAUCAGUGUGUUAAAUGUGGUACUGUACAACCGAGUGAAAAUAUACAUUGGAGUAAAGAUAUUAGUGGAUUUAAUAUAUGUCAUAAAUGUAAAAUUCCUUCAAUAGCUAAUCGAAAAAACAUUACUUCAGGUAAUCAAUGUGCAAAUUGUUUUACAAGAGAUACAACAUUAUGGCGAAGAAAUAUUAGUGGAGAAAGUGUUUGUAAUGCUUGUGGUCUUUAUUAUAAAUUACAUAGAAUUAAUCGACCAUUAGAAUUAAAAAAAGAUGGAAUUCAAAAACGAAAACGUAAAUCAAAAAAAGAUAAAUUAUCAACAAUAAACGAUGUGCCAAUGCUUGAUAAGACUAAAAAGCAAUCUGCACCAAUUAUUUUCGAUACAUCACUAUGUACAUUUGAAAAUGAUCAACAAUUGAAUAAUCUACAAUCUUCUUAUACAAACUAUUCAACUGAUCCUGCACCUGAUAAUGUCUUAUUUUCAUAUAAAACAUCUAGUCUUUAUCCACAUUUUCAUCAUAUUAAUAAUUCAUCAUCAUCGGUUAAACAGCUUCCGUCACAAUAUAAUUAUUAA